AUGGAUUUUUCUGAAAGCAGUGAACAUGCUAGUGUUGGUCGACCAGACGCUUCGCGACCAGUGUCCCGGCGAGGUUUUCGAGAAUACACAAAUAGUGGGUCUGUCUUGUCAAGAAGUAGCACAAUGCGGCCAACAUCUGCCUACAGAGGCAGUACAGCCCGUUUGUCCACCGCGAGUUUUGGACCGGCACCACCUACAGCCGGUCGACAACAAACAGCGAUGUCCGGUUUUUCAAUGAUCGACAGACCCAUAACCCAACAAGGAUUAUCAGGUUUACGAACAGGUACAGGCAGAGGUUUCCGCACCCGACAGUUACAGGACAAACGGUACUGGGAAGAACUCAUGCAAGUCAAAGUGCGGGAGAUGAAAUCUGAAAUAGCCCGACUCUCCGAACAAGCUGAGGCUGGCGAGAGAGAGAAGUCAGCUAAGAAGCACUAUGAGAAGAGAGUACGUGAACUGGCACAGGAAUUAACUGGUCUUCAAGGAAGACUAUCUGAUUACAAUACAGCAAUAAGGAUUUCAACUGGGGAACUAUCGAAGCAAGCGGUUGAAGAGCAACAGAAAGAGCUGGAGAAAACUAACAAACAAUUACAAGAAGAGGUUGAAUUAUUUUUUUUAGAAAAACAGAGAAAGGAAAAUCAAUUAAGACAGUUAAAAGAGCAAAUGGAUAAGGAACAAACAACUCUGGCCAGAAUUUUGACGGAAAUGACGCAAGAUCAAAAAUUUCAGUACAGUGAUGUAGAGGCUACGGCUGCUACUCUAAGGGGUGAAGUUGAACAAGCAAGAACACAAAUUGAACAUUUAAAUAAAGAAAAAGAUGAAUUCUUUAGAGAGAUUUCUUCAACACAGAUUAAGAUGCAUCUUUUAGAGCUUCAUAAGCGACUAGCAGCUGCGAAUGAAAAGCGUGACAACUUAAAGCACGAAAUUAAUAAUCGUUUAGACCCACAAGAGGAAAGAGAAAAGUUACUGCUUCAAGUUCGUGAAGACAACGCGGCUAUCGCUGCUUUAGAUAGUAAUGCGGCAAAUUUAAAGCAACAGAUCAAAAAUGUACAGGAGUUAAUCGAACAGGCUGAACAGGAUCUGGAAGAAGGAAAUUCUGAAAGACAUAAAAAAUAUCGAGAGCUUAAAAAAAGAGAAGAGACUAUGGACGCUUUUCUUUCGACAUACGAAGACGACUUGAAGAAAGAGAAAGAACGAAUUGAGCAACUGGAAAAGGAUAUCGUUUUCGGAUUAGAACAUAGCAGCUCUAAUAUUGACUUAGAUCUCAGUGAAAUUGAUAAUUUAAAGCAGAAAGAUGGUUACACAUAUUAUGACGAUAGUAAGAAAACGGUUGAAAUGCUAACAAAAGAUUACGAGAGGUUUCAAGCUAAUUUAAAGAAAGUCGAAGCGACGCGUGAUCGUCUCGCCAAUGAAUUACAAACUUUGCCAGAAAAGACCCAAGUCAUGAAGGAAGAGUUGAUUUUAAUAUCAGAUUUAGAACGAUUAAGAGACGAUGGUGAAGAACAAAAGAAAGAUUUGGAAAGCGAAUUGGGGCAAAUAAAAGAAAAAUUAUCCCCAACAGAGAGUGCAGUCAUAGAAGCGUCCAACAAAUUAAGGAAGUUGCAAGCAAGUCUUGACGGAAACGAAAUGUAUGUAAAGUUAAACAGCCUUGAAGAGCAACUGGGUCAACUUGAAAACCGAAAAACUAUUUUGGAGGAAGACAUAACUUCUAUUAAUCUAAAGGCCGAUUAUGAACCUCUAAAGAAGGAGGCAUUCGGCGAUUUAUUAUCCCUUAAUAAGAAAAUUAUUGAAGAUUUAAAUACUAAGGCUUAUUAA
Pieris macdunnoughi is the source of this 1815-nucleotide messenger RNA. NCBI's taxonomy places the organism in Eukaryota, Metazoa, Arthropoda, Insecta, Lepidoptera, Pieridae. The record is from the annotation of a GenBank genome assembly.